AUGUCUAUGGUACCAACACAAGCAUUAACGGUUGGUGUUCAAACAGUGAUGGAUGCUAGAGAGGUGAUGAUUCUGGUCACUGGCUCUCAUAAAGCGUUAGCACUUCACCAUGCUAUAGAGUGUGGUAUAAGCCAUAUGUGGACCGUGAGCGCCUUCCAGAUGCACCCAAAAGCGAUGUUCAUCGCCGAUGAUGACGCCACAUUGGAACUAAAAGUGAAAACCGUCAAGUACUUCAAAGGUCUUAUGCCACACCACAAAAAACUCGCCGAGUGA
Molecule: messenger RNA, 273 nt
Organism: Cooperia oncophora
Lineage: Eukaryota; Metazoa; Nematoda; Chromadorea; Rhabditida; Trichostrongylidae
Source: the annotation of a GenBank genome assembly